This is a messenger RNA of Cynara cardunculus var. scolymus (artichoke), 1367 nucleotides long. RefSeq names its product alpha-soluble NSF attachment protein-like. Bases 207 to 1076 code for a protein of 289 amino acids. The transcript is spliced from 10 exons. Gene Ontology annotation, biological process: intracellular protein transport; SNARE complex disassembly. Gene Ontology annotation, molecular function: soluble NSF attachment protein activity; syntaxin binding. The record is from RefSeq and is a predicted model, not a curated record. Gene Ontology annotation, cellular component: vacuolar membrane; SNARE complex. Lineage: Eukaryota; Viridiplantae; Streptophyta; Magnoliopsida; Asterales; Asteraceae.
AGAUCUUUGCUUAGUUUACAAUACUUUUCAAAGGAGGAAAAAGCGUCAAGCAGCCGCUGCCUAUCACACAUUUGAUCAAAAUCUGAUCAAUCGGACUUCACAAAUUGCUGGGUACCAAAGAGAUUUGAAGUAAAUCCGAUUCAUCAUCAUCAUUUACUCACGAAGCUGGAGAACAGCUCUCUAAGGAAAGAAUAGGCUUGGGGAGAAUGUCUGAUCAAAUAGCAAAAGGUCUAGAGUUUGAGAAGAAAGCUGAGAAGAAGCUGAGUGGAUGGGGCCUAUUUGGAUCCAAGUAUGAAGAUGCUGGCGAUUUAUAUGAAAAAGCCGCCAACUGCUACAAGCUUGCCAAAUCUUGGGAUCAAGCUGGAGCUGUAUAUGUCAAGUUGGCCCAGUGUUAUUUGAAGAUGGAAAGCAAACAUGAAGCUGCUAAUGCUUAUGCUGAUGCAGGUCAUUCGUACAAGAAAACAAACACCAAAGAGUGCAUAGCUUGCCUAGAGCAUGCAUUUAAUUUGUUCAUGGAAAUUGGGAGGCUCAGCAUGUCUGCAAGAUAUUGCAAGGAAAUUGCGGAGUUAUAUGAACAGGAACAGAACUUGGAGCAGGCCAUCGCUUACUAUGAUAGAGCAGCUGAUCUUUUUCAAGGUGAAGAAGUAACAACUUCUGCAAACCAGUGCAAGCAGAAAAUUGCACAAUUUUCAGCUCAGCUGGAACAAUAUCAGAAAGCUAUAGAGAUUUAUGAAGCUGUAGCACGACAAUCUAUCAACAAUAACUUGCUAAAAUAUGGAGUCAGAGGUCAUCUACUUAAUGCGGGCAUUUGCCAACUCUGUAAAGGUGAUGUUGUUGCAAUCACAAAUGCUUUGGAGCGUUAUCAGGAACUGGAUCCAACAUUUUCAGGAACACGUGAAUACAGAUUACUGGCGGAUUUAGCUGCUGCACUGGAUGAGGAAGAUGUUGCAAAGUUCACCGACGCUGUCAAGGAAUUUGACAGCAUGACUAAGCUGGAUGAGUGGAAGACGACCCUUCUGUUGAGAGUGAAGCUGCUUCUGAAGGCGAAGGAAGAUGAGGAAGAUGAUCUUACUUGAGUUGGGUUUAUCCGACAUUAACUUCAUCAUAGUCAUGCUAUCUAUCAUCUUCGUGUUUUUAUGUGUGGUUGUGUUUCAGAAUCUUGGGGUUUCUUCAGAGCAAAUGUGUAAUUUCGUUGCUAUAAUGAGUGCAUCUCAUGGUGCUAAGAGUUUGGUUUUCUAAGAGGAACAUAAACUCUGAUCUUCAGAGGUCUAUUGUUCUUUCGUGUGAAUUGGUUUGGAUUGUUGUUGCUUGUGCAGUUGCUCGAAAUUGAAUUUAUUCAAUUGCCUCUUUUCAGUUUUUGGAGAGAA